Messenger RNA from Didymodactylos carnosus, 1641 nucleotides. NCBI's taxonomy places the organism in Eukaryota, Metazoa, Rotifera, Eurotatoria, Philodinida, Philodinidae. The record is from the annotation of a GenBank genome assembly.
AUGAUAAUAAUUGAUUUAUUAAUAAAACAUAAUAUAUCUACAGGUAUUAAAAAUAAACAAAAUCAAAAUGUAUUACAUAAAGCAAUUGAAUAUAAUAGUUUAGUAAAUGUUAAGCAUUUACUAGUGAAAUGCCAUAUGGAUGUUAAUAACGCAGAUGAAGAGGGUAUGACAUACUUAAUGUAUGCAUGUGAACAUUCAACACCACAAAUUGUUGAAAUAUUAUUAAAAUUUGGUGCAAAUACAGUUAUAAAAGAUAAUAGAAAUAUGACUGCUAUUGAUUAUGCAUCAAAAAAUCACGAUACAUAUAGUGAAUCUAUUCUUGAAUUAUUAGAAUAUUAUAAACAGAAUCAAAAUAUCAAUACUAGGCAACAAAUAGAAAAAGAUGACAAUAAUAAUAAUAAUAAUAAUAAUAAUAAAAAUAUAUAUCAGACACAAGUAUCAAUAAUUGGUGGUGGUCCAGCUGGUUUGGUUUUAUCUCAAUUAUUAUUUUUAGCUGGUAUUGAAUCAAUUGUAGUGGAAAAACGUUCAAAAGAAUCAAUUGAAACGCGUAUACGUGCUGGUGCACUUGAACAAGUCACAGUUGACCUAUUUGAUCAUAUUGGUGUUGGUGAACAAAUACAUCGUCAAGGAUUAAUUUCUAAUAAUAUGAAUUUUCUAUUUAAUGGAAAACAUUAUUCUAUACCCGUAUCAAAAUUAACAAAUGGAAAAGUAAAUACUGUUUAUCCUCAACAAAGUAUUGUCAAAAAUUUAAUCGAAGAUAGAUUAAAAAGAAAUGGUGAAAUAUGGUUUGAAAUAGAAAAUAUAGAAAUAUUUGAUUAUGACAAAAAACAUUCAGUUUUACGUUAUAAACGUAAUAAAAUAGAUGAAGAAUUACAUUGUGAUUUUGUUAUAGGUUGUGAUGGUUUUCAUGGUAUAUCACGUAAAACAAUUCCACAUGGUAUAUUAAAAACAUAUGAAAAAUUUUAUCCAUUUUCUUGGUUAAGUAUAAUAGUAGUAACAAAACCAGCAAAAAGCAAGUUAAGCAAUUUAGUUUAUGCAUAUCAUGAUCGAGGUCUUGUUAUUUAUGUUAUGCGUUCAGAAGAGGUAGCAAGAUAUCAUUUACAAGUAGAUGCAACAGACAACGUAAACGAUUGGCCAGAUGAAAGAAUAUGGAAUGAAUUAAAAAUACGUUUAAAAACAAAUGAUAAUAGUUGGAAAAUAAAUGAAGGAAAAGUGAUCGAAAAACGUAUAUUUCCAUUGCGUAGUUUUAUGAUUGAACCAAUGCAAUAUAAAAAUAUUUAUUUAGCUGGUGAUGUUGCACAUUUAGUACCACCAACAAUCGCUAAAGGUUUAAAUAUGGCUGUUGCUGAUGUGAAGAUAUUGUCAAAAGCCCUUAUUUAUUAUUAUGAAACAAAUUCACUAGAUAAAUUAAAACAGUAUUCAACUAUAUGUUUAAAUCGUUUAUGGCGCGUGGAAGACUUUUCAAAUUAUGUAACUGAACUUUGGCAUCAUGAUUUUACUAAAGAUGAUUUCUAUCAUAAAACACAACGAGCACGUGUAGAAAGUUUAUGUGAAUUCAAAAUUUUGCAGCAAGAGUUUUGUGAAAUGCUUGUUGGUUUACUAAGUUCUAAAGACACUUCUGUAUACAAUAACGUAGAAUAA